AUGGGAAACUCCACGGCAGAGACUGAAAUAUUUUUGUGGUACUUCCUGCCCACAGUAGUGACUGUGCCACCACUAGGACUGCCAACUAAUGCUUGGGUCAUUUACCUCCUGCUGGGCAAACCUGGUAUUUGCUCUACCUCAGAGAUCUUCACACUGAACCUGGCAGUAAUCGAUAUGCUGUUCUGUAUCACAGUCGUGGGCGAAUACAUUGAUCUUUGGUUUAAUCAGUCAAUGGAGGCCACUAGCUUCCUGGCGUGGGGUUUAAACCAGGGAGGAGGGCCGCUUUUUCUCUGCCUUUUGAGUUUGGACAGCUACGUAGCAGUCUGCCAUCCUCUGUUCUUUCUGCGGCUCAAAGAUCCCAAACUGCGGCUGUCGUUGUGCUUGGUGGGGAGUGCCAUCACUGCUGCUUGCUGCCUUCUGGUCAAAGUCUCUGCAGGGUAUAAGUGGAAUGUGAUACUAGCAAUCAUAAGCUUUUCCACUGUGGUCGUAACAACCUGCAGCACCCUGAUUCUCAAGUCUCUCCGCCAGUCAGGGCCCAGCAAAAAAGAGGUCCACCCGGUUAAAAAGCGAGCAUUCAAAAUAGUGCUGUCUGCGCUGGUCAUAAUCAACGUCCACUACCUCCCCCCCAUCGGAGAAUACCUGCUGAGGCAGCUUGGUCCCACUUCUUUCAAGCCAUAUUCAGUUGUCACCUGUGUGGCCUACUGGAUUCUCUCCAUGAGCAGCUUUGUUCAGCCUCUGACUUAUCUCAUCCGGACGAAGCAGCUGCCCAAAAUCAGCUAA
Messenger RNA from Oreochromis niloticus (Nile tilapia), 780 nucleotides. Its product is annotated as B2 bradykinin receptor-like. The transcript has a single exon. The coding region runs from base 1 to 780 and encodes 259 amino acids. NCBI's taxonomy places the organism in Eukaryota, Metazoa, Chordata, Actinopteri, Cichliformes, Cichlidae. Gene Ontology annotation, molecular function: G protein-coupled receptor activity. The record is from RefSeq and is a predicted model, not a curated record. Gene Ontology annotation, cellular component: plasma membrane. Gene Ontology annotation, biological process: positive regulation of Rho protein signal transduction; phospholipase C-activating G protein-coupled receptor signaling pathway.